Molecule: messenger RNA, 7796 nt
Organism: Mobula hypostoma (lesser devil ray)
Lineage: Eukaryota; Metazoa; Chordata; Chondrichthyes; Myliobatiformes; Myliobatidae
Product: P2Y purinoceptor 8-like
Exons: 3
Coding region: 276-1265 (329 amino acids)
Biological process (GO): thrombin-activated receptor signaling pathway; blood coagulation; positive regulation of Rho protein signal transduction
Cellular component (GO): plasma membrane
Molecular function (GO): thrombin-activated receptor activity
Source: RefSeq, a predicted model, not a curated record
CGCAGAUACUCCUGUUUCGUCCAGCACCUCCAUCCGCCAAAAGUGGAAUUUCUCAGUGGCCAAACAUUUUAAUCCCGAUUCCCAUUCUCGUUCUGGCAUGUUGGUCCAUGGUCUCCUCUUCUGCCAAGAUUGUCCGACUGUCAGUAUGAUGUUGUGGCCAUCACUGAAUCGUGGCUGAAGGAUGGUUCUAGUCGGGAGCUGAAUGUCCAAGAUUAUACGGUGCAUCAGAAGGAUAGGAAGCUAAACCUCGAGUGACCAGCUGUGCGCAAGGUGGCAUGAACAUGAAUACAACAAGGCUGGACAACGAAACAUUGGAAAUGCUGAACAGCACUGUCAUUCGAAUCACCAUUCCUGUCAUUUACCUGGCCAUCACCAUCAUUGGUCUGCCCAGCAACGGCAUCUCCUUGGUACUGCUUUGCUUUCAAACCCAUCCCAAGACACCCUUGGUCAUUUUCAUGAUCAACCUAGCAAUCACCGACCUCCUACUUGCCUUCUUCCUGCCUUUCCAGGUUGCCUACCACCUAAACAACAGCAACUGGGUUUUUGGCAACAGCCAUUGCACCUUUGUCAGCACGUUAUUUUAUGCUAAUAUGUAUUGCUCCAUCUUGACAAUGACAUUUAUUAGCAUCGAACGCUAUCUCGGAGUUGUCUUUCCUAUAUGGUACAAAUCUGUGUGGAAAAGAAGGCAUGCUGUGAUUGCUUGCCUGGGAAUAUGGGUGACUUUGCUGAUUGUUCUACUGCCUUUUGAAUAUAAUGAUUUAACAUUUGAGGUUCAGGAGCUCAAUAUUACUACUUGUUUUGAUGUACUUAAGGAAAAUAUCCUUCCUAACCGAUAUACAUGGGGAUUGUUCCUCUUCACCCUGUUUGUUCUGCUCUUCCUGAUCCCAUUUAGCAUCACCAUUGUAUGCUAUGUGUUAGUCAUACUGAAACUCUCCCAGAAUUCUCACACAAAGGAGCAUAAGAAGAAAAAAAGAGCGAUAUACUUAGCCAUUACUGUGCUUUCGGUCUUCAUCGUGUGCUUUCUCCCCAGCAACAUCACCCUCUUAAUUCACAUCAUACUGAGGCUCGCCUACAAUAAGGGUUGCUACACAGCCUACAAGCUGACCUUGUUACUCAGCUGUUUCAACAGCUGUCUCAAUCCAUUUAUUUUCUGCUUUGCUUCCUCAGAUUUCCAGCAAUGUGUCUAUCAUUUACUAAAUCAGAGGCAGUCGCAUGAUGGGAAUGACAUAACCUCACCUCCAACAGCGAUGUCUAGUGCAGCUUAGAGUUAAUGACACGUGUCAACUGGCCAAACCAAGUAUUCAGGGAAGAAAGAUACCUAAAAGGUCUCGCCUUAUAAUUGGUCAACUCGAACUGUAGUGGAUUGGUAAGGAGAAAGAAGGACUCGGAUUUGACAUCUUUUCUUAUACAGUAUACAAUCUGAUGCUACCAGAUGGGGCUGAAUCUAAAGGCAGAAGUCAACAGAUCUUUUGGAAGUGGUUAGGAAAUGCAUCAAAAUCCAGGGAGUGGAAGUACUUAGCAAAUUGUAAUAUUGUUAACUUUUAUAACUUCAUGCUUCUUGACAUCACACUAAUAUAUCAAAAGAUACUUCCCUGAUCUCUGUCACCAAAAAAGAAAAAUACAGCAAACAUGUAAAAAGACCAUAAGACCAUGAGGCAUAGGAGUAGAAGUAGGCCAUUUGGCCCAUUGUAUAUGCUCCGCCAUUUCAUCAUGGCUGAUUUAUUAUCUCCCCAAUGCUAUUUUUCUGCCUUCUCCCAGUAACCUCUGAUGUCCUAACUAAUAAAGAACCUAUCAACCUCCACAUUAAAUAUAUUCAAUGGCUUGGCCCCGAGAGACAUCUGUAGCAAAUAAUUCCACACAUUAACCAUUCUGUAAAAUUCCUCCUCAUCUCUGUUCUAGAGAGGUAUCCUUCUAUUCUGAGACUGUACGCUCUUAUCCUAAACUCCCUCACUUUAGGAAACAUCCUCUCAACAUCCACUCUACCUAUGCCUUUCAAUAUUUGAUAGGUUUCAGUGAGAUCCCCCUUAUUCUUCUAAACUCCAACGAGUACAGAUCUAGAGCCAUCUUGUGCUCCUCAUAUGACCUUUUCAUUCCCAGGAUCAUUCUUGUGAUCCUUCUCUGGAUCCUUACCAAUGCCAGCAUAUCCCUUUUUAGAUAAUGGGACCAAAGCUUGCUCAAUAUCAAAAGAUGCUUCCCAAAACAAAUACAGCAGACACAGAAUCCUCCUCCAAGUUACUUACCAUCCCAAACUGGUAUGACAUUACUGUUCCUUCAUUGUUAUUGGGACAGAAUCCUGAAACUUACUUCCUAAUAAAAUUUGGGCGGUACCUUCAACAUGCAGGUUACAUCAGUCCAAGAAGACAAAUCACUAUCAGUUAUACAAGAACAACAAGGAAUAGGCAUAAUUUGCAAGUUUUACUGGUGACCCCCACAUAAUGCACAUAACUGCACCAUUAUUUGCCUUAAUUUACCUGAGAUUUUGAGUUCCACAAUCUGAAGACAAUCUGCACGAAGCGACUUCUCCUGAAACAGGUAUUGCACUCAUCAAUGACAUUCACAGGUCAGGAGAUUUGGGUUCAGAGUGAAAAAUAAAGUUAGUAUCAAAGUACAUGUAUGUCACCAUAUACAAUAUUAAGAUUCAUCUUCUUGUGUGAAUACUCAAUAAAUCGUUAAAAUAAUAUCCAUAACAGAAUGAAUGAAAGACUACUCAACUUUGGGAAUAAUAAUAAAUAAAUAAACAAACAAUAAAUAUUGAGAAAAAUGAGAUGAAGAAUGCUUAAAAGUGAGUUGACUGGUUGUGGGAACAUUUCAAUAAUGAGGCGAGUGAAGUUGAGUGGAGUUGCCCUCUUUGGUUCAAAAGCCUGACGAGUGAGGGGUAAUAACUGUUCCUGAACCUGGUGGUGUAAGUCCUGAGGCUCCUGUACUUUUUUCCUGAUGGCAGUAGCGAAAAGAGAACAUGUCUCGGUGGUGUGGUGGUCCUGACCUUGGGUAUUCUCUGUAUGAAAUCUACAUGAUCUCCUUGCAACUCAUGUGCAUUUCUCCCCAAGUGCUGUAGUUUCCUCCCACAUGCCCAAGAUGUGCUGGUUCACUGAAAUAUCCGGCCAUAGUUAAUUGUCCAGGUGGGUGAUGGGAAAAUCAGGGAGGGGUUUCGGAGUUGAUGGAAAUGUAAGAGGGAAAACAGGAUUUGUCACAGAAUCACAUAGCAUCUACACAGUCCUUCAGCCCACUGAGUCUUCUUCAGCCACAACCCUACUUCUCGUCAUGAACUCCCCACUCUGGUUCUCUACCUGCUCUGGAUCUUUUCCCUCUGAACCUUAUGCCCUCUGAACACACUGACCUCCACUCUCUCCGCACCAAUGCCAACCUUACCAUCAAACACACAGACAAAGGGAGUGCUGUUGUUGUGUGGUGGACUGACCUCGACCUUGUUGAGGUCAGGUAGCAACUCUCAGGCACCACCCCUUAUCCUUCCCUUGAAAAAAACCCCACUACAGACAAUAGGAAACCUGUUUCUGACAUCAUCACUGACCUCAUUGGCUCCAGAGACCUCCCAACCAUUGCCAUCAAACUCAUAGCUUCCUUACUCUAACUGUUGGGGGUAGGCCCAUUUUCUCUGCCCCACUGAACUCGUGUCCACAUAGCUCAGCGCUAUUCUAUCCCCCUUAGUUCAGUCCCUUCCCACAUACAUCCAUGACACUUCUCAUGCUCUGGAUCUCCUCAACAACUUCUAAUUCCUUGGCCCUGACUGCUUCAUUUUCACCAUGGAUGUCCAGUCCCUAUAUACUUCUAUUCCCCCCACCCCCUUCAAGAAGGCCUUAAAGCUCACCGCAGUUUUCUCAACAAAAGACCCAAACAGUUCCCCUUCACCACCACCCUACAUGGUCUGGCAGAACUGGUCCUCACCCUCAACAAUUUCUCUUUCAGCUCCUCUCAUUUUCUACAGACUCAAAGAUAGCCAUGGGCCCCAGCCAUGCCUGCUUUUUUGUUGGCUAUGUAGAACAGCCCAUGUUCCAAGCCUUCACUGGUAAUGCUCCCCACCUCUUCCUCUGCUACACCGAUGACUGCAUUGGCGCUGCUUCAUGCACCCGUGCUGAGAUCGUCAAUUUUGCCUCCAACUUCUACCCUGCCCUUAAAUUCACCUGGUCCAUUUCUGACAUCUGCUUCCCUUUUCUAGAUCUUUCUGUUUCCAUCUCUGGACACAAACUGUCAACUGACAUCUUUUAGAAACCUUCUGAUUCCCAUGGUUAUCUUGUCUAUACUCCCUCCAAUCCUGUCUCCUGUAAAAAUGCUAUUCUCUAAUCUCAGGUCCUUUGUUUCUGUUGCAUCUGUUCCCAAGAUGAGGUUUUCCUUUCCAGGACAUCAGAGAUAUCCUCUUUCUUCAAAGAAUGGAGUUUCCCUUCCUCCACCAUUAAUGCUGCCCUCACCCACAUCUCCUCCAUUUCCUGGACAUCCACUCUUUCCCCAUCUUUCCACUGGCUUAACAGGGAUAGAGUUCCUCUUGUCCUUCCCUACUACCCAUGAGCCUCCACAUCCAACAUAUUAUUCUCCACAACCUCCACCAUCUUCAAUGGAGUCCCUACCAGUAAACUCAUGUUUACCUCCCCGUCCCCACCCAUUGCCAACAGGGAGCACUCCCUCCAUGAUUCUCUUGUCCAUUCAUUCCUCCCCACUAAUCUCUGUCCUGUCACAUAUCCCUGCAAGGUACAGAAAUGAUAUACCUGCUCUUUUACCUCUUCCAUCACCUUCAUUCAGGGCCCCAAACAGCCCUUUCAGGUGAGGCAACGUUUCACCUGUAAAUUUGUUGGGCUUGUCUAUUGUAUCUCGUGCUCCUGGUGUGGCCUCCUUUACACUGGUGCGACCAUCAUAAAUUGGGAGACCACUUUGUUGAGCACCUCUGCUCCAUCUGCCAAAAUCGGAACUUCCUGGUGGACAACCAUUUUAACUUCCAUACCCAUUCCCAUUCUGACAUGUCAGUCUAUGAACGCCUUUUUUGCCAUGUUGAGGCCACUGUUAGGGCAGAGGAGUAACACCUCAUAUUCCAUCUAGAUGGACUCCAAACUGAUGAUAUGAACAUUGAGUUCUCCUUCUGGUAAUUUUUUUCCCUCCCCUUUCUCUAUUCUUCUAUUCCCCACUCUGGCCUCUUACCGCUUCUCCACACCUACAUAUCAGCUCCCCCUAGUGCACCGCCUUCUUCCCUUUCUCCAUAGUCUGCUCUUCUCUUCUCUCAGAUUCCUUCAUCUCCAGCCCUUUACCUUUCCAUCCCACCUGGCUUUACCUAUCACCUUCAAGCUUUCCCUCCUUCCCCUCCUCUAACAUUUUUCUUCUGACUCCUUCCCCCUUCCAUUCCAGUCCUGAAAAGGUGUCUUGGCCCAAAACAUUAACUGUCUAUUCAUUUCCAUAGAUGCUGCCUGACCUGCUGAUCUCCUCAAACAUUUGGAGUACCUACUCAUUUUCGCUCAUCCAUUUUAUUAUUCUCAAUUUCCCCUCAGAUUUCAUCAUGCAUCUACACAUUAGGAACAAUUUUCGGUGGCAAACUAACCUACUGACCCACAUACAUUUGACUGGUGAUAGGAAACCGGAGCCCAUGCCUCAUAAUGAGAACAAGGAAACUCCACACCGACAGCACCCAAGGUCAAGAUUGAACCUGGAACUAUGAGGGAGCAAAUUUACACUCUGUGGCCACUUUAUUAGGUAUUCAUUAAUGCAAAUAUCUAAUCCGCCAAUCAGGUGGUAGCAAUUCAAUGCAUAAAAGCAUGCAGCCAUGGUUAAGAAGUUCAGUUGUUGUUCAGAACAAACAUCCAAAUUGGGAAGAAGUGACUUUGACUGUGGAAUGAUGACAGAUGGGGGCCGUUUGACUGUCUUGGAAACUGCUAACCUCCUGGGACUUCCACACUCAACAGUCCCUAGAGUUUACAAAGAAUGGUGUUCAAAACAAAAAAAACAUCCUGUAAAUGGCAGCUCUGUGGCUGAAAAUGCCUCGUUAAUGAGAGAGGUCAAAGGAGAAUGGCCAGACUGGUUCAAGCUGACAAUUUAUCAGUUUAUGAAAGAUUUAGGUAGGGUAGAUAAUCAGAAAUAGUCUCUCGAGAUAGAAAUAUCGAACACCAGAGUAUGUUCAUUUAAGCUAAGAUGGGGAAAGCUUCUAGGAGUUUUUCAAUACAAGAGAUUCUGCAGAUACUGGAAAUCUUGAGCAACACACAGAACAUGCUAGAGGAACUCAGAAAGUCAGACAACAUCUAUGGAGGGGAAUAAACUGCUGAUGCUUUGGGCUGAGACCCUUCAUCAGAACUGGAAAGGAGGGAAGCAGAAACCGGAAUAAGAUGACGGGAGGGGAAGGAGUACAGGUGGCAGGUGACAGGUGAGACCAGGUGAGCAGGAAGUUGGUGGCAGGGGUUGGGGGGGGAAUUGAGGGCACAGUUGAGGGGAUUGAAGUCAGAAGCUGGGAAGUGAUAGGUGGAUGAGGUAAAGGAAGAGAAAAACAGCCUGGGUCAUUUGAGAAUAUUAGAUAUAAAAGCAAAAGUGAAACAUUUGGCUCCUCAAACCUGCUUUACUAUUCCGUAAGGUUACAGAUGCAUCACGGUGAGGACCGGCAAUGACUGAGUCCAGGUGUAGAGGAACGGCAGACUGCCAUGCAGAGGCAGAAGCAAAAGGCAUACAUAGGAAUUCCAACAGAGUAUCAGUGGCAUGGCUGAACGACUCCGCAAGAUGAAUUUUCUCAAUACAAGGACUCCACAAAGAGUGCUAAUCAGGAGUCUGCUUUAAAUAAUCACAGAAUUCAGAAAACCCAUGCCAGCCACAAUUAACUUGACAAGAUUAAACAGAAAGCACAAGAGCUUAACAACUCAAGUUAAGACAACAAUUAGUAAAUACAAGUGAUUGAGAAACCCAGGAGCCCAAUGCUCUACAGCUCGCCGCAGAGCUCAGGACAAGAUAAUGUAAUUUACACCUCAGCCUCACUUUCUGACCUGUUGCUCCAAAUUCCAUCCAUCUCAUCCCUUAAUACAUUUAGUGAUCCCACCUCCACACUUCUCUCAGUGGAGAGUUGCAAAGAUUCAUAACCAUCCGAGAGAAGGAACUCCUCCACAUCUGUAUUAUAGUAAAUGAACAAAAUACAUUAUUCUAAAGCAGCAAGAUUCACCUUAUCAAGCUCCAUCCCCACCCAGGAUCUUACAUAAUUCAGUAUGUCCAUCCCUUCUAAACUCUGAACUUCAAAGUGCAGGCCCACAGACAAUCCACUCAGACUUUCCUCCUAAGGGAACUAUAAACACAAGAGUUUUUGCGGAUGCUGGAAAUCCACAACAAGACACACAACAUGCUGGAGGAACUCAGUCAGUGAAUAUGGAAAGAAAUAAAGAGUCAACGCUUUGGGCCAAGACCCUUCCUCGGAACUGGAAAGGAAGGGGGAAAGAAGCCAGAAUAAUAAUGUGCAGGAAGGGGAAGGAGUGCAAACUAGAAGGUGAAAGGUGAAACCCAGUGUGGGGGAAGGUAGGUGGGUGGGUGAGGGCGCAUGAAGUGAAAAGCUGGGAGGUGAUAGGUUGAAAGGUAAUGCUAUCGAAGAAGGAACCACCUAUCACCUUCCAGUUUCUCUCUUCAGAGUUGCUGCCUGACCUACUGAUUUUCUCCAGCAUUUUACCCUGAAGAGAAAUGCUUGCCCUGUUUCUAAGCUGUAACUUUCAAUGCAAUUUUAUAUAACUUUUCUUUUGAUGACAUUCUAUUUUUUUCCAUAUGUACACUUUCGCAAGGAGGUAAACCAUCCUCCCAUUAACUAUGCUUAUUGUACCUGGGAUGUUUGUAAUUGA